This is a messenger RNA of Otolemur garnettii (small-eared galago), 2437 nucleotides long. It is a transcript of the gene ALOX12B, whose product is annotated as arachidonate 12-lipoxygenase, 12R type. NCBI's taxonomy places the organism in Eukaryota, Metazoa, Chordata, Mammalia, Primates, Galagidae. Gene Ontology annotation, cellular component: perinuclear region of cytoplasm. Gene Ontology annotation, molecular function: protein binding; arachidonate 12(S)-lipoxygenase activity; iron ion binding. The record is from RefSeq and is a predicted model, not a curated record. The transcript has 15 exons. Gene Ontology annotation, biological process: linoleic acid metabolic process; lipid oxidation. Bases 268 to 2373 code for a protein of 701 amino acids.
CCCAGACGCCUGCUCAUCCACCACUGCCUGCCCCGCCCGGGCCUGCUAAGCUGGCAUCCCACACCCCGACUGCCAAGGGCAGCAGCUUCUCCAGGCUCUGGGCGGCUGGCGGGUCCAGUCGUCCCGCCUCACUACUCCACCUCAGAGGCUGGCCCUUGGACUUUGUACCCACCUGGCUUCCCUGGCCUGCCUUGGACACUCCCCACCUUGAGACCCCUUGCCAGGUGUCCAGGAUUGAGUGCCCCUCUUGCCUCCUGAAGAGCAGCCAUGGCCACCUACAAAGUCAGGGUGGCCACAGGCACUGACCUCUUAUCAGGAACAAGGGACUCCAUCUCGCUGAUCAUUGUGGGGACCCAAGGAGAGAGCCACAAGCAGCGGCUGAACCACUUUGGGAGAGACUUUGCGACUGGGGCGGUGGAUGAGUACACUGUGCAGUGCCAGCAGGACCUGGGCGAGCUGAUCAUCAUCCACCUGCACAAAGAGCGCUACUCCUUCUUCCCCAAGAACUCCUGGUACUGCAACUACGUGCAGAUCUGUGCCCCCAACGGCCGCAUCUACCAUUUCCCUGCCUACCAGUGGAUGGAUGGCUACGAGACCCUGGCACUGCGGGAGGCCACAGCAAAGACAACAGCAGACGACUCUCUCCCCAUCCUUUUGGAGCACAGACAAGAGGAGAUUAGAGCCAAGCAGGACUUCUACCACUGGAGGGUAUUUGUUCCUGGCCUCCCCAACUACAUUCACAUUCCCAGUUACCACCCUCCUGUCCGGAGGCAUCAUAAUCCCAACAGGCCUGAGUGGAAUGGCUAUAUUCCGGGAUUCCCUAUUCUCAUCAACAUUAAGGCCACCAAGUUCCUGAACUCAAAUCUCCGCUACUCCUUCGUGAAGACAGCCUCUUUCUUUUUUCGCCUGGGACCCAUGUCACUGGCACUCAAAGUCCGCGGCCUGCUGGAUUGCAAACAGUCGUGGAAGAGACUGAAGGACAUUAAGAAAAUUUUCCCUGCCACCAAGACUGUCAUCUCCGAGUACGUGGCCGAGCACUGGGCAGAGGACACCUUCUUUGGGUACCAGUACCUCAAUGGCAUCAACCCUGGCCUGAUCCGCCGCUGCACGCGGAUCCCAGACAAGUUCCCUGUCACAGACAGCAUGGUAGCCCCGUCCCUGGGCGAGGGAACGUGCCUGCAAGCAGAGCUGGAGAAGGGGAAUAUUUACCUGGCAGACUACCGCAUAUUGGAGGGCAUCGCCACUGUGGAGCUCAACGGCCGGAAGCAGCACCACUGCGCCCCCCUUUGCCUGCUGCACUUUAGCCCCGAGGGCAAUCUGAUGCCCAUCGCCAUCCAGCUCAGCCAGACCCCUGGGCCUGACUGCCCCAUCUUCCUGCCCAGUGAUUCUGAGUGGGACUGGCUGCUGGCCAAGACGUGGGUGCGCUACGCUGAGUUCUAUAGCCAUGAGGGCAUCUCCCAUCUGCUGGAGACCCACCUCAUUGCUGAGGCCUUCUGCCUGGCCCUGCUGAGGAACCUACCCAUGUGCCACCCCCUCUACAAGCUCCUCAUCCCCCACACCCGAUACACUGUCCAGAUCAACAGCAUCGGGAGGGCCCUCCUCCUCAAUGAGGGAGGCCUCUCUGCUAGGGGCAUGUCCCUGGGCCUGGAGGGCUUUGCUGAGGUGAUGGUGCGGGCUUUGUCAGAGCUCACCUAUGAAAGCCUCUACAUCCCCAAUGACUUUAUGGAACGUGGGGUCCAGGACCUGCCUGGAUAUUACUACCGAGAUGACUGCUUGGCAGUGUGGGAUGCACUAGAGAGGUAUGUGACAGAGAUCAUCACCUAUUAUUACCCAAAUGAUGCAGCCGUGGAGGGUGACCCGGAAUUGCAGUCCUGGGUGCAGGAGAUAUUCAAGGAGUGCCUCCUGGGGCGUGAGAGCUCAGGUUUCCCCACAUGCUUACGAACAGUGCCUGAGCUGAUCCGAUAUGUCACCAUAGUCAUCUACACCUGCUCUGCCAAGCAUGCAGCUGUCAACUCAGGCCAGCUGGAGUACACCUCCUGGAUGCCCAACUUCCCAUCAUCCAUGAGGAACCCACCAAUGCAGGCUAAGGGACUGACCACCCAGGAGACCUUCAUGGACACAUUGCCAGACGUGAAAACCACCUGUAUCGUACUGCUAGUGCUCUGGACACUUGGUCGGGAACCUGAUGACAAGCGGCCCCUGGGCCACUUCCCAGACAUCCACUUCGUGGAGGAGGCCCCGCGGCGGAGCAUGGAGGCCUUCCGCCAACGCCUGGCUCAGAUCUCACUCAACAUUCGCCAACGCAACAAAUGCCUCCCCAUCCCCUACUACUAUCUAGACCCCGUGCUGAUCGAGAACAGCAUUUCUAUCUAGGGCGGCCGGUCCUUCCUUGCUUCUCACCCCCCACCUCUCUCUGUUUUCAAAAAACAAAAACAAA